UGCAGAUUGGACAAAAACCGGCCGACACGCCCAGGGGAGGAGACUUCGGUCGAUUGUGAGGCGCGGUUGAAAUACUCACAGUCGUUUCUCUGACAUCCUUUAAUUUGUGCUCAGCCGCCGUGGGGUCCACACUCACAUAAGGGGGAACUUGUCGUUUCCAAAGCCCAGCUAGGGAGAAGGAGAUCCGGUCGGAUUUUUCACCUCUUUGGCAAGAUUUUUACCUAUCCAAGAGCUGGAUUUUUAAAUCUCAAAAACUCCUCCAGGUUUUUCUUUUUCGAUUUUAUUUUUUGUUCAGAUCACCUAAAGGAAAAAGAAAUGGGAGCCCAGUUGUCCAAGGGUGGAGUAGCUGUUGAGGGGAAAGCCGCCGCCGACCCUGCUGCUGCCAAAGCCAACGGCCAGGAGAACGGUCAUGUCAAAACCAAUGGCGAUGUGUCAGCCAAGCCCGACGGGGAAGUGGCCGCCGCCGAUGGUAACGGAACAGCUGAGCCAGCCAAGGAUGGCGAGACCAGCGCCGGAGAUGCCAUCGAGCCCGCUCCCGCAGCCGAGGGCGAGGCCGCCAAAGCAGAGGGCGAGGCCGCCAAGGAUGGCAAGAAGAAGAAGAAGUUCUCCCUGAAGAACUCUUUCAAGUUCAAGGGCAUCUCACUGAAGAAGAGCAAGAAGGGCAGCGAAGAGGGCAAGGAGGAGGCCACCUCCCCCACGACCGAGGACAAGCCCGAGGAGAACGGCCACGCGGCCAAGGAAACCAAAGAGGAGACGCCGGCCGCUGAGGUCAAGGAGGGCGAGGCCGCAGCCGCCGCUGCCCCCGAGGGAGAGACCAAGGCGGCGGAGGAGGCCCCACCCACAGAGGCUGCCCCCGCUGAGGAGGCCGCCGCCGCUGCCCCCGCCGAGGACACGACACCUGCAGCCUCCGAGGGCGAGGCCAAGGCAGAGUGACUGCACCCCGCCACGGCACCUGAACUGAUUUUCCAAGAUUAAAGUAUAUAAAUAUAUAUAUGAGAGACUCGUGCCACGUUCUUAAAGUUAUAAACAAAACUACAAAAGAAGACAAAGGAUAUAUCACGUUUGCUGAUUCAACCACCAGUUCACUGCCUUUUAUUAGUUCUUCGACAGACGGAAUCUCACCGGGCCCUCUCGUGAUGAAAGUGUCGGCUUGUGUCGCCCCCUCAUGGUACACACGGGGACUGGCGUGUGGCGAAGGUAAUGGAUUGGAUGUGGAGCGAAUCAGGAAUACUGACUUAUUUUCCCAAUUCAUGGAGAAGCAUCCUUUUUAACAGCGUGGCAGCCCUAUAACAUUUUAUUUUUCUUUCUCAUCUUUUUGGGAUCUAAAAAUUGUCACCGUCGCGGAGCAGGGCAGACCAUCUCCUUCACUCGAAAUGACUGUUAUAUGGACACAUAAACCUUUCAAAUGAUCUUAUUAAUUUUUAGAAUUCUACAUUCCUAUGUUUUACCCCCAAAUUUCAAGUAUUUUGUCAUGUAUAGAAAAGUGAAAAACCGAGGAGGGGAGGUGGAAAAAGAGCUAUGUCUUUGUUCGUGCAUUUUGAUUCUUUUCUGGCUAAAACCACAUUCAAGCUUCUUGAGUAUUGCAGUGUUCACAUUUCAGAGUUUAUGAUGCAGGGGUUGGGAUUGUGUACAAAAAUGUGAGCUUUUUAUCUGCAAACUGUCUCUGUAAAUAUGUUUUGGCCAAUAUUUUUGGUUCUCUUUAUUUUGCUAUCAUUUGAAGAUGUUAAUGGUUUUAUUGUAACUUUUAAUAAGGGUAAAUAAAUGUUCGAUCCCCUC
Messenger RNA from Thunnus maccoyii (southern bluefin tuna), 1776 nucleotides. RefSeq names its product MARCKS-like 1a (gene marcksl1a). Gene Ontology annotation, molecular function: calmodulin binding; actin filament binding. Gene Ontology annotation, cellular component: cytoplasm; plasma membrane. NCBI's taxonomy places the organism in Eukaryota, Metazoa, Chordata, Actinopteri, Scombriformes, Scombridae. The transcript has 2 exons. Gene Ontology annotation, biological process: central nervous system development; actin filament organization. The record is from RefSeq and is a predicted model, not a curated record. The coding region runs from base 316 to 933 and encodes 205 amino acids.